AUGAGCAACCACGAUGCACCCAAGAAUAAGUUGGAGGAUAAAGUGGCGAUCAUCACCGGCGGUGCAAGCGGCAUAGGGGAGGAAACAGCUCGCCUAUUCGCCGUAAGCGGCGUACGUGCGGUGGUGAUAGCCGACAUCCAAGAAGAAAAGGGUCAACAAAUUCACGGCCGGCUAGACAUCAUGUUCAGCAACGCCGGAGUUCUCAGUUCUUGCCAGCAAGACAUCCUAGACUUCAACCUCGACGCCUCUGACCAACUUUUCGCAAUAAACGUACGAGGCAUGGCGGCGUGUGUGAAGCAGGCUGCGCGUGCGAUGGUGGAGGGUGGUGUUAGAGGGAGCAUAGUCGAUCGGGGGGACGUGAACAUCGACUACGUGAUGUCUAAGCAUGCCGUGCUUGGGUUGAUGAGGUCGGCGAGUGUAGGGUUGGGCGUGUAUGGGAUGAGAGUGAAUUCUGUGUCACCGGCGGCGGUGGAAACGCCGCUGACUUGUAAGGAGUAUCAGAUGAGUGCGGAGGAGGUGGAGAAAACUUUGGAGUCGGCCAAUGUGUUGAAGGGUGGAGUGUUGAAGGUAAAACAUGUGGGUGAUGCUGUGUUGUUUCUUGCUUCUAAGGACUCAGAGUUCAUCACCGGCCAUAACUUGGUGGUGGACGGGGGAUUUAAGGCUUAA
This is a messenger RNA of Ilex paraguariensis (yerba mate), 666 nucleotides long. Lineage: Eukaryota; Viridiplantae; Streptophyta; Magnoliopsida; Aquifoliales; Aquifoliaceae. The record is from the annotation of a GenBank genome assembly.